GCGAGUUAAUUCAAUUCUGGAGCGCCUCGUAUAGUAAGAGAGCGCCUCACAAAUCAGGAGGACUUUAACAGCACCGGCAUCUUUGGCGCUCAACACCAGGGAAAAGAAUAUCAUUUCACUCCAAGAAAGGUCUUUCAUUCGACUCUGUCGACUGCGACUGAGAUGAAUCAUAAAGCCGCUUCUCUGUGGGGUUUGUUGCUAUCGCUUGUGACAGCUGCGCUUGCGGAAAACGCCGUUCUUAAAGGUGCAGACAGUGAUUUCGAUGAACUCCCCGCGGAUACAAAGCCUGCGAAUGGCCAAAUCAGGUACAACAUGAGGAAGAGUUUAGACAUGGAACAGGAGGGAUGCUACCUCCAGGUGGGGAAGAAGGAGUGCCUGGAGAAGUGUGGCUUCAAUGCUACAGCCAAGACCAUCUUCAUCAUACACGGCUGGACGGUGAGUGGGAUGUUUGAGAGGUGGAUGCACAAGCUGGUGUCUGCGGUGAUGGAGCGUGAACGUGAAGCCAAUGUGGUAGUGGUGGAUUGGAUCCCCUUGGCUCUCCAGCUGUACCCAGAUGCCGUCAACCACACCCACGACGUCGGUCUGGAUAUCGCAAAAUUGCUUGACUGGCUUCAGGAUGAGCUGCAUCUGUCUCUGGCGAACGUGCACCUGAUUGGCUACAGCUUAGGGGCUCAUGUGGCCGGCUACGCUGGAACAUUCGUGCGAGGGUCCAUUGGCCGAAUCACUGGUCUUGAUCCUGCUGGUCCCAUGUUCGAGGGCGUGGAAGAGAAGAAACGCUUGUCUCCGGAUGACGCCGAUUUUGUAGACGUGCUGCACACUUAUACCCGUGAAGCCCUGGGCGUCAGUAUUGGCAUCAAAGAGCCAAUUGGAGACAUUGAUAUCUACCCCAAUGGAGGAGAUGUCCAACCUGGAUGUCAAUUGGACGAUGUCUUGGCAUUGGCAGGAAAUUUCAUGGAGGUGAUGCAGUGUGAGCACGAGCGAGCCGUGUACUUGUUCGUGGACUCAUUGAUGAACAAGGAUCACAUGAGCUACGCUUUCCAAUGCAGUGACCCGAAUCGCUUUAAGAAGGGCAUCUGCCUGAGCUGUCGCAAGAACCGCUGCAACAACAUCGGUUACAACGCCAGGAAGAUGCGUAAGAGGCGCAACAGCAAGAUGUACCUGAAGACUCGCGCUGUCACUCCCUUCGGAGGAUACCACUACCAGAUGAAGAUGCAUGUGUUCAACAGGAAACAGGCAGACGAGUCCGAUCCUGUCUUCCACGUCCAGCUGUUUGGGGCCCAUAAUGAUUCAGAGAAAUUUUUUGUUGAUGUCCAAGAAAAGUCCAUCGGCCUGAACCUGACCAACACCUUCCUGGUGUUCACAGAAGAAGACAUCGGUGAGCUAUUGAAAAUCCGUCUGAUGUGGGAGGGAGAUGGUGAAACCUGGAAUUCUGUCUGGAGAAACUUUAAAAAGACCUGGUGGACAUGGAGCCCCAAACCCCCCAAACCGGUUCUGGAGGUCAGACGGAUUCGUGUGAAGGCGGGAGAGACCCAGCAAAAAUUCACAUUCUGCGCUGCAGAUCCCUCGAAAACAGAAAUUUCUCCAGGCGACUGGAUAGACUAUGUCAAAUGUCGUGAUGGAUGGGAAGUGAAGCCUAGAAAACGAUUACCCAUGUAACUGGCACCUUCAUGCGAUGAGAAUGGGGACCCAACAUGCAAAAAGGGAAGCCCAGUCUUCUCGUGAUCAAAGCACUUUGGAAAGGAGAUGGACGGAUCAGCACACAGUUGAGGAGAGGCGGGAGAAGGGGAAUGUGAGCGCCUGGGCAUGUGUGACUCUCCAGUUAGUCAAGAUUGGAAGAUGGUCGUCAAUGUGUCACGAUUAUCUGGAGAAGGGUGAAUGUUCUAUUUGAGUCAUGCAAACGAACAGUUAUAGUCGCUGUACUGUACAUUUUUUUAAGUAUUUGUUUUAUUUAUAUAAAAAAAAGUGGAAGCACUGCAAGACCAAUGCUAUUUAUCAGAGCACAUCCCAUUAAGAAGCAGUUGAGUGGGUUUCUCCAUGAUGCAGUACUUCCUGUCUGUCUGCGUGUGACGUAUUUGUGUGACUGGCAAGUGUGCCUUUUCUGCUGAGUGAGAUUAACAAUACACUGUUUACCUGAAGGAGACACCUGAGCUCAUUGCACACUUAAGUUGUUUCGUGUGUUCAUUUGUGUUACUGCUUUUUGGGGAGUUGUGUGCAUUCAUGUACAUAUGUAAAUACAACUUUAUGUAUUUGGAAGAUUAAAUAAAUGACUGUUAUUUGUAA
Molecule: messenger RNA, 2280 nt
Organism: Synchiropus splendidus (mandarinfish)
Lineage: Eukaryota; Metazoa; Chordata; Actinopteri; Syngnathiformes; Callionymidae
Gene: lipg
Product: lipase, endothelial
Exons: 10
Coding region: 163-1656 (497 amino acids)
Biological process (GO): lipid metabolic process
Molecular function (GO): lipoprotein lipase activity; protein binding
Source: RefSeq, a predicted model, not a curated record